Molecule: messenger RNA, 321 nt
Organism: Pseudozyma hubeiensis SY62
Lineage: Eukaryota; Fungi; Basidiomycota; Ustilaginomycetes; Ustilaginales; Ustilaginaceae
Exons: 3
Coding region: 1-321 (106 amino acids)
Source: RefSeq, a predicted model, not a curated record
AUGCCUUUUGUUUUCUUGGCCCUGUCUCGCUGCCCUCGAAAAGAGGAGGCAGCCGUGUUCCAUUUCAGUGUUUCGCUGAUCCGUAAGCCGCGGUCUCACCCAGAAAUGUUGGCCGCCAUUCUCUCUUCAUUUUCGCUCGAACGAGUCCGGCUGCUCCGACUACUAGCCACGCUGUACCAACGAUCGCUCCCGAACAAAGUUUUGGUGGCUUUCGGAGUGUUUCUCUCUCUGCUACUGCUGCUGAUGCAGUUCCGCUUCCGCUUCCGCUGUAUGCUUUUUGCUUACUGUCUCGUCUGCCCCCCUCUCCUCGUCGGCUGGUAG